AUGUAUCGGUUGGAGCCUUGUCUGUGGCAGGUGAAAAGUAAAGAGUACCACGACCGUGAAAAGAGAGGUGCAGCCUAUGAACGACUUGUUAUUAAAUUGAAGGAGUUAGAACCCGACGCUACAAAGCAAUCUGCAGUGAAAAAAAUAAAUAAUUUAAGAAGUAAUGUAUGUAAAGAAAAGAAGAAACGUUAUAUGUCAAUGAAAUCUGGAGCUUUAACAGACAAUAUCUACACAUCAAAAUUGUGGUACUUAGAUUUGUUCGAUUUUCUUGGCGAUCAAGAUACUCCUUGUGCGUCUGUGUCAAACUUGGAUGACGAGGAUGGAUAUGAGAUCGAUGAAGAUGGAUUCGAUGAUGUUGCUCCACAGACACCCAUCACUGAAGAACCCUCAGAGACAAACGAGAGUCUUCAAAAUUCCAAAGAACUCCCGAUAUCACGACCAAAUUUUGCAAAAAAAGAGGAAAAGUGUGGAACUGACCAACGACGUUCUGCUAUCAGUGAGAGAUCAUUUUAA
This is a messenger RNA of Schistocerca piceifrons (Central American locust), 513 nucleotides long. RefSeq lists its product as uncharacterized. Bases 1 to 513 code for a protein of 170 amino acids. Lineage: Eukaryota; Metazoa; Arthropoda; Insecta; Orthoptera; Acrididae. The record is from RefSeq and is a predicted model, not a curated record. The transcript has 2 exons.